Messenger RNA from Babesia sp. Xinjiang, 2112 nucleotides. RefSeq lists its product as uncharacterized. Bases 1 to 2112 code for a protein of 703 amino acids. The transcript has a single exon. NCBI's taxonomy places the organism in Eukaryota, Apicomplexa, Aconoidasida, Piroplasmida, Babesiidae. The record is from RefSeq and is a predicted model, not a curated record.
AUGAGCUCGAGUACUUCCGAUAAGGAGAGGUUAGUUGUAAGCGACAAGUGCGCUUGUGGAAGCGAAAAUUGUUGGAUUACUCAAUUGAGUCACCUUGACCGAGAAGUUUUGCCUGAUAUAAGGGUUGCGCGUUGCGGACGUUGUGAACCCUGUUUGAUGAAAUAUAACAUUAUUUUGCAUGGGACGUCAACCCCUGAAAAUUCCAGCGACGUAAAGAGAGAGACUACUAAAACGAAAGAAGUUUCUAUGGGAUCUGAAGAUAUCAAAGUUGAGACUCCUAUCUCGAGUUCUAACAGUAUCGAUAGCCAGAUUGUAGCGUUGUGUGAUUACGUACCUACCAGUACAACCCAAAACACCGAGAAGGGAAACCGAUCUUCUACUGAUAGGUUGUGGGCUAAGGAAGUUAGCAAAACUGGUUCAGCUACAAGUGACAUUGCAAAUAGCCCAUUGUUUGGAUUUGAUCAAUUGAAUAGUUUGGGGGUGGAUAGAGUAGACACUGUCGAUGGCCUGAGUAACCACCCCACGGAAUAUAUUGAAAAGGACAAGUCAAAAACAGUUGAACCUGCUGCUGUCAAAUUACCGGUAACUCGAGCAGCCGAAUCUGCCGUGAGAAGUGAAGGUAUUGAGGUUAAGCUAAGACCAUUUACAGUGACCACGGUCGAUCUUGAUAGCGGUACUGUGACAGUUGCCGAAACUACAAAAGUUGAAAUGAGGACGGCUGCGCAAGACAUCUCUGGAUGUAAUACGCUACAGGGAAGCAUGGAUGGUGUACCUGAUAAUACCCCGCAUUCGAGCCAAUUAGAAGAACAUGCUACCCCCCGGCGGAAGAUGACAGUUCGUACGAAGAUCUAUGGGCCACGAAACACCCUUAAAAACAAUCUAUGCUGUCCAUCAAACAACACUCUAGGUACAAGCAAGAAUACAGCACGGUCUACGGGAUACUCAUAUAACAUCAAAGUUUCCACCCGUAAUUCACCACUACGUUGUCGACUUCCGGAUUCUCCUAGGGCCAAGGUUGACACUGGGCUUUCUCGUGGUUCCAGUUACUCGGGUUCCAAAAGCAUAACCUCGAAAACUAAACAACGGUCGAGAGAAAGUAUGAGUAGCGGUUCCGUUGAUGGGUCUUCGUCUAAAUCGGGCUUUCAACCACCCCGACGUAGCCGACUGUCAAAUCAACAAUUGUACCGAUCAUCAAAUUCUAAGGGAUCUAAUGCAUCAGAAGAAAGGCCUCCAUGGUAUCCGAUGCGGUCUACGAACCGUUGGGAUCACUAUGAAGUUCAGGAGACACCCGUUGUUACUGGAGGUGGUCAACGUACGAAAGGCUCAAAGACGAAGUCAAAAUCAUCCCCCAAAGUUCGAACUGUCAAUGUGCCACCACUUAUCAUUGAACCUGUUUACGACAUUAGUGGAUUGGCGAACCAAACACGAAAGAGCGGCAAGAAGAAAGGUAGACAGAGCGGACAACGAUUAGAUGGAAAAACUAGCGAGCAAUUGGGUGGUUUAGAAUUAGGAAACCCUGUGUACUGUUCAUUCCGCGGUAUUGUCCUACCACGAAGUAUCCAACGCGAUCCCGCAACUACACGCCGAGUGGUUACGUUGGGGAGCGGCAAAGCCAACACGUAUGCGUGUUGUACGGAUGAGAGAUGCGAGGAACAACAUUUCCAGUACGACAGCGACGAUACAUGCUAUGUGUCGGAGGAUUGUGAUUAUUGUGGCUGUGUAGACGUAUCACCAUGUAGUUGUGGAAGUGGAACUUUGGGAGGGGCGGAGUGUGGUCAUGAACUGCAAAACGACCAUCUGAAUUUCCCUCAACAUACUGUACAAUGCAUAGAUCCCCGAUCUAUGUGUUAUGAGUGCACAUGUUCACCUAACUGCAAAAGUGUGGUAGAGUGCGAGGUGGACACAUACGGAAACUCCCACAGCAUCACAACCCAUGUUUGUGAAUACUGCAGCACGCAACCUGACGGCACAGUUUGUCCUACAUCUACGUUCUACAGUUCAUUGACACCUCCACGCACUGGCUAUAGACGUGCAACUCCUGCAACCACAGAUGCUCGCCCCUAUGUCGUUUACCGUUCUGGGAGACAGGGGGCGAUCUACAACGGUUAUUAG